This is a messenger RNA of Entamoeba dispar SAW760, 1203 nucleotides long. RefSeq lists its product as uncharacterized. Lineage: Eukaryota; Evosea; Mastigamoebida; Endamoebidae. Bases 1 to 1203 code for a protein of 400 amino acids. The transcript has a single exon. The record is from RefSeq and is a predicted model, not a curated record.
AUGGAGUUAGAUGAUCUUAUUCUUAUUGAAAGUAACAACGAUGUUUGGAACAUUGAUUUACCGCCAAUACAUAUUUCUACUACAAAUAAUGUUGAAGAAAUUACAAGGUUUUUAAAUAACAUUUUAAAAUCAUUUGAUAAUGAAAAUGAAAAACAAUCAUUUAAGUAUUAUAGUACAAAUGAAGAAGAAUUUAUUGUUGAAGGAAUUGAGCGAAUAGAAAGAGAAGUUGAUAAAGACACUAUCAAAUUAUCAACAUUUCCAGAUGACAGAUUAUUUUUUAAGGAUGAAACAAAUGAAUUCUUUGGAGGAGAGUCUGACCCACAAGAACCUGAAGGCACUCGGAUAAUGGGAUUUGGCUCUGAAGACACAAACCCUUCAAAAUCAAAUAAUUCUAAACAUCAAAUCAAUGAUGAAGAUAUUAAAAUCCUAUUAAAUAAUCAAGAAAUAAAACAAUGGGUAAGUGUUAAUUUUAGUUCAAUAGAAGUUAAUUUAAACAUUGAAGAUAAAAGAAUAAAUCGUGAAAAUGUCGAAACACAAGUGUUAAUUAACGUUAAUAUUAAAAAUGGAAUUUAUAAAGUUGAUAAAAGAAAACAAUCACAAGUAUCAUUUGAAAUUAAUACUUUUACUAUUGAAAUGAUAAACACUCAACUGUUAUCAAAUAAAAAAGAAGAAGAUACUAUUCUUACAUUGUCAUCAUCUAAUUCAAGUGUAUCAAAUAUUAUUAUCAAACAAAAUAGAUGGUAUCCAAAAUUUUCUAUUUAUCCUGUUAAUGAAAUUACAAUAUUUUUUAAUUAUGCACAAAUUGAUGUGAAUUAUUUAACAAGACAUAUGAUGAUAUUAGAUCGUUUGAUUCAUUUAAUUAAUAUCGAUGAUAACAUUUUAUCAUCUAAUCAUCUUUUUAUUAGCAAUUUCUCUAUUAAAGGAUUUGGCCAAAUUAUUGUUCAUUCUUAUAUUGAGCAAUUAGCUAAAAUAAAUGUUUGUAAUGAAUUAUUUGAAGUACCUUCAAUAGAUAAGACGAAUUUAAGUGGUAAUUAUGCUAGUGUUUUUGAUUCUUUAUUUAAGGAAUUAUAUGAAAAGAAAUCUUAUAUCAAAUCAUUAUUAUGUAUCGUCCGCAGUUUGAUCUCUUCUAAUAGGUCAACCUUAAUUUCUAUUUCCGAUGGUACUGCAUCACUUCUUAAUAAAUUCACUCAACCCCAAAAUUAA